Molecule: messenger RNA, 2950 nt
Organism: Populus trichocarpa (black cottonwood)
Lineage: Eukaryota; Viridiplantae; Streptophyta; Magnoliopsida; Malpighiales; Salicaceae
Product: cyclic nucleotide-gated ion channel 17
Exons: 7
Coding region: 397-2580 (727 amino acids)
Biological process (GO): transmembrane transport; monoatomic ion transport
Cellular component (GO): membrane
Molecular function (GO): monoatomic ion channel activity
Source: RefSeq, a predicted model, not a curated record
AACAGUGUCCCAAGUGGGAGCCCGUUGCUGAUUGGUGGUGUUGGUAAUUAAAAUCUUAAUUUUGCUGCUGCGACAUUAAACAAAUAUUAAUGGGUCAAACUUUUUUCUUACUGAACAACAGUCUUGUAGGGUUCCUCAAAUUGGACACCAUUAUUUAUUCCCAGCUAAGCAUAAACAAAGGUUAAAAACAAAAAACCCCAGUCUGUUAAACUCAGUGAAUGUCUGAUUCCUCAUUGUCAAGACUCAGAAAAGAGCACCAACCAAAUCUAUCACUCACCCAUCUCCAGCUAACACUCUCUUCGGUUUCAGUAGUUCAGAUUUGUUAGUGUACACCAAAAGAUAUUAUGGGUUUGCUAGGGUUUUAGGGAAAGAUCAGAUUUUUAAUUUUUCUUGCUAAUGGAGUUGAAGAAGGAGAAGCUUGUAAUGUUUUAUUCUGAUGGAAAACAUGACAAAGAAAUCCUGUGGGGAAAAAAUGACCCGAUACGCUUAGAAAAGUCAUCUUCUGUUGAUAAGGUCUCAUCUUCAUUGCUAAAAGCAGACAAUAUGAUUGUGGGUGGUAGAAAUAAACUCAAUGGAAAUUCCGAAAUUGGAAGGUCUAAGGUGUUUCCAGAGGACCUUGCCCCAUGGCGUCAGAGAAUACUUGACCCUGGAAGUGAUAUUGUAUUGCGAUGGAACAAGAUUUUCCUUUUCUCAUGCUUGAUGGCACUUUUUGUUGAUCCGUUGUAUUUUUACUUGCCCACUGUUGGAGGGGCAGGGGAAUCUUCAUGUGUGAAUACAGACUUUAAGUUGAGAAUUGUUGUGACCUUUUUUCGGACUAUUGCGGAUCUUUUUUAUUGGUUGCACAUGCUUAUAAAGUUUAGGACUGCUUAUGUUGCACCAAGCUCUCGCGUCUUUGGAAGGGGUGAACUCGUCAUGGACCCAAAGAAGAUUGCAAGGAGAUAUAUUAGGUCUGACUUCUUCAUUGAUCUCAUUGCUACUCUGCCUCUCCCUCAGAUUGUCAUAUGGUUCGUUAUACCAGCAACAAGAAGCUCUCGAACUGAUCAUAAGAACAAUGCCCUUGCUUUAAUUGUUCUGCUACAAUAUGUUCCCAGAUUAUAUCUCAUUUUUCCAUUGAGCUCAGAAAUUAUUAAAGCAACUGGAGUGGUUACCAGGACAGCUUGGGCUGGGGCUGCAUAUAAUCUGCUACUAUACAUGUUGGCCAGCCAUGUUUUAGGGGCUUCAUGGUAUUUGCUAUCAAUUGAUAGGUAUACGUCAUGCUGGAAAUCACAAUGUAGAAAAGAAAAUAGUCCUGUCAAAUGCUUGCUCGCUUAUCUGGAUUGUGAUACUUUUAACGAUGGCGAACACAAGGCCUGGGCAAGGGGUACAAGUGUUUUCAAGAACUGUGAUCCUGAUAAUGACAUAGAGUUCAAAUAUGGCAUAUUUGAAAAUGCAGUUAAAAAAAAUGUCGUAUCCUCCAACUUUAUUGAGAAGUAUUUGUAUUGCUUGUGGUGGGGUUUACAGCAGCUAAGUUCAUAUGGACAGAAUUUGUCAACUAGCACAUUUAUUGGGGAGACAUCAUUUGCCGUACUCAUUUCAAUCUUGGGUCUUGUUUUAUUUGCCCAUUUGAUUGGCAAUAUGCAGACAUAUCUUCAAUCUCUCACUGUGAGACUGGAAGAAUGGAGACUCAAGCGAAGAGAUACUGAGGAAUGGAUGAAGCAUCGCCAACUCCCUGAAGAUCUGAGGAAACGGGUUCGACGUUUUGUUCAAUACAAGUGGCUUGCAACUCGAGGAGUCAAUGAAGAAUCCAUACUACGUGGCCUACCUGCUGAUCUUAGACGUGAUAUCCAGCGCCACCUAUGUUUGGACCUUGUUCGACGUGUGCCCUUUUUCUCACAGAUGGAUGAUCAACUGCUUGAUGCAAUAUGUGAGCGUCUAGUUUCUUCCCUGAGCACUGAAGGCACGUAUAUUGUUCGUGAGGGUGAUCCUGUGACAGAAAUGUUAUUUGUUAUUAGAGGCAAACUGGAGAGUUCCACUACCAACGGUGGCAGGACAGGUUUCUUUAAUUCUAUCAUGCUGAAACCUGGGGAUUUUUGUGGAGAGGAGCUACUUUCAUGGGCUUUGCAUCCAAAAUCAUCCCUCAACUUGCCAUCAUCAACACGAACAGUCAAGGCUCUAAAUGAAGUUGAAGCUUUUGUAUUGAGAGCAGAAGAUCUCAAGUUUGUUGCCAACCAAUUUAGACGCCUCCAUAGCAAGAGGCUGCAGCAUACAUUCCGAUAUCAUUCACAUCAUUGGAGGACAUGGGCAGCCUGCUUCAUACAGGCUGCUUGGCGUCGGCACAAGAAAAGGAUGGUGGAAAACAAUCUCACCAUGUCAGAAUCCUUUGCAUUGAAUGAGAGAGAGGCUACUGAACCUGAGGAAGAGGAUGAGGCUCAUUUUUCAGAUCGUUCAAAUCCUUCCCAGGCAAAACUGAACCUUGGGGUCACAAUACUAGCUUCCAGAUUCGCUGCCAACACAAGGAGAGGUGCUCAAAAGAUCAAGGAUGUUGAGAUGCCAAAACUACCGAAGCCCGAGGAACCUGACUUUUCAUCUGACGUUGAUUAGUGUUUGAAGCAGUCUAAUAUAUGAUACCAACUAGUGUCUCUACUAUGGUCAAAUUAGUUUCAGAUGCUUGUCAGAGAACUUUCCACCUGAUGGAAUCCAAGGUCUCACUCGUACGUGAGGGAGGAGACCAGUGGGGUGGGAUUGGAUUUUCUAGAAUUGGUCCGGUAAUUGUAUAUUUUAUUUAGAUUAUGCCCUCAUCAGAGGUGAUUAAUGAGCCAUGGAAUUUGCUUGCUCUAGCUAUCUUUCAAAUUGGUCCUUGUAUCCAUUUGGCUGUACCAUGGAUUGCAAAAUACACGGACUUAAGCUUGUAUCAUUUGUAUAUUUGACCACAUCCUCUUGAGUAUAAUUAAAUAUGGUCAGGUAAAUGCCA